UCGCACUCUCUUGCCAUCCAUCCUUCCUCUCUCCCGUCCGUUCCUUCCGCGGCAAGGAGCCACAGCAGAAACCCGAUAUAUAAUCCACCGUAGUUUUGAUCCGUAUCGAAGUUUAGGGCUUAGACAGAGAGAGGGAUCGAGAUGCCGAUCGAGAUGCCGGUAGGGCUCCCCUUCUCUGUGGACACAUGGACACCGACAUCCCUGCGGAAGCGUCACCACUUCCUGACGCACGCCCACAAGGACCACCUCACCGGCAUCGUCGUCCGCGCCUCCCGCCCCAUCUACGCCACUCGCCUCACGAAGAACCUUGCAUUGCAUUACUUCCCUCGGCUUGAUGAUUCGCUUUUUGUGGAAAUCGAGGUCGGCGAGUCGGUCGUUGUUGAUGACCCUGACGGCGCUUUCUCGGUCACCGCAUUCGACGCCAAUCACUGUCCAGGAGCUGUCAUGUUUCUGUUUGAAGGCAGAUUUGGUAAUCUAUUGCACACAGGUGAUUGCAGGCUUACCCCUGAUUGUCUGCAAAAUUUACCGUUGAAGUAUAUAGUCAAGAAAGGAAGAGAAACUCUGUGCCAUCUGGAUUAUCUAUUUCUGGAUUGCACUUUUAGUAGAUGUUGUCUCAAGAUGCCAAACAAGCAAUCUGCCAUCCAGCAGGUAAUAAGUUGUAUAUGGAAACAUCCUAAUGCACCAGUGGUUUAUCUUUCAUGUGAUCUUCUAGGCCGGGAAGAGAUUUUAGUUGAAGUAUCCAAAACAUUUGGAUCCAAUAUUUUUGUUGACAAGUCAGAAAAUUCUGACUGUUUUCAGGCCCUUUUUCUUGCUGCACCAGAAAUUCUUACAGAAGAUGCUUCUUCUCGUUUUCAGGUGCUUCCUUUAUCUAAACUAUAUGAUAAAGCAAGUGAAGAGCUUGCAAAUGCACGUGCUAGUUUUCAACCAGAGCCUCUUUUUAUUCGUCCCUCUGUACAGUGGUAUGCUAUCGAUCCUAACCGCUACAAAUCUCAAAAACGGAAAAAAUGUCCAGCAGAAGCUGAGAGGGAUGAGUUUGGGGUUUGGCAUGUAUGUCACUCCAUGCAUUCAUCUCGAGAAGAAUUAGAAUGGGCCUUGCAGUUUCUCCAGCCCAAGUGGGUUAUUUCAACAACACCCCCUUCCCGAGCUAUGGACCUAGAUUAUGUUAAGAACCAUUGCUAUAAAACUCAUAUAAGUUCUGAUGACCCAUUAUGGAAGUUAUUCAAAGGCUGUCAUGUGAAGUCCAUUCCUUCACCACCUCCCUCAGCUUCAGAGGUUCUCAAGAAUAAUGAUACCUCCAUUUUUAUCACUAAAGUAUCAACUUCUGAGAUCAAUCAGUUGCAGCCAGAAACUUCAUCUCAAAGCCAGUUUGAAGUAGAACUGGACUUAUUUCCACCAUUGAGAACACAACCAUUUACAUUAUUUGGAAGAGCAAGGCUUGGACAUAAAGAACUUGACAUAAUUAGAAUUGAUGAGAAUAGUAUUGUUGAGAUAGAAGUAGAAAGUUUUGCUGCAAAACAUGAUACACUGAUAGAACAACCAUCAUCUUGCCUUGGAUGUGAGAUUACAUGUUCAGUAAAAGUAUCGUCUGCACAGAUUGCAAUUACUGAUAGUGUAUCAUAUUCAAUGGAGGAGCAAAUUGUUGAACAGAGUUUUGCGAACCAAUCAGAUGACACUGUUAAUAGAAGAGUUGAGUCAUCUAAUGGAUAUUCAAAGAAGGCUUUAAGCAUCUGUGAACCUUGUAUUGUGAAAUCAGGAGUUGAUGUCAAAAGUGACAUAUGGAAUAUCACAGAACCAGAGGAUGAUAAAAUGGGUACAUUACCUAAUCUUGAUAAGUUGGACGAACAGCUUGAUGUUAGAAGGGACAUGCUGUGUAUUGGAUCAUCGUCAAGUUUUAACCCAAGCUUGAGAAAUCUCUAUAGAUCAAUGAAUGUUCCAGUCCCCCGACCUCUUCCAUCAGUAGCUGAGCUCAUGGAAUCCUGUAAACGUGCUAAGAAUGUUACUAGUUCAGAUAAUACUGGAUCACGGCAAUGCUAUACUACAACCGCUUUCUUGCCUUCAUAGACCAGGAUUCUUCUGUG
Messenger RNA from Musa acuminata subsp. malaccensis (wild Malaysian banana), 2078 nucleotides. RefSeq lists its product as uncharacterized. Gene Ontology annotation, molecular function: damaged DNA binding; 5'-3' DNA exonuclease activity. Gene Ontology annotation, biological process: double-strand break repair via nonhomologous end joining; interstrand cross-link repair. Lineage: Eukaryota; Viridiplantae; Streptophyta; Magnoliopsida; Zingiberales; Musaceae. The record is from RefSeq and is a predicted model, not a curated record.